Molecule: messenger RNA, 3053 nt
Organism: Acanthoscelides obtectus
Lineage: Eukaryota; Metazoa; Arthropoda; Insecta; Coleoptera; Chrysomelidae
Source: the annotation of a GenBank genome assembly
GAAAAAAGCUAUUUGUGUCAAUUGAUAUCAGUAAAUACAUAUCUGAUGUGUUUUUUCUGAAAGGUAGAAGUGCGAAUUAUUCUAAAAUCAUUCCUUCUAUUUCAGGAUGCAGCAGCAACAACUGGCCGCCCAGCUGUCCCACGGGGGUCACCACGGAGGAGGAGGUGGUAGCGGACGUCCUCCUCCGGGCUUGAGUCCCACUCCGUCGGACUCCGACUCCGACAUCUCCCUAGGCGCACACUCUCCGCCAGGUGGCGCUGGCUGUCCGCCCUCGCCGCCCCCCAGUAUUGCCCACUUCAGGUUCGGUGCUCACUCGCCCGGGCCCAUGCCCGCCCAGUUCAGGUUCGCCGCGGGAGGGGGCACUGUGGGCUCUGGCGGGCAGUUGGUGUCGCCUCCUGGGUUCAGGCAUUCGAGUCCAACGUCAAAAGAUAGCGAAUCCCCUUCGGCGAUCAACCUACGGCUGACCUCGGACAGCCCUAUAGACGUGGACUCCAGCACCGAAAAGGGCAGUCCUGUUCGCGUGGACAGCCCCCCGCCUCCUCCGCCCAUGAACCUCAGGAUAGCUGAUGGACUCAGGAUGGACGGAGGGACGAAGAUAGAAACUCCGCUGCCUUUGAGGAUCAGCCAUCAUAUGACUGCGCCUCUUAGGAUUCAGGUAUCCUCUGCGAACCGUUUGGUCUCCCCACACACCAACAUCUCAGUAGGCCACGGGGGCAUCGUCAGGAUCGCCCCUCCAAGUCCUACGAGUAACCCCCCACCUCUGCACAGGCCCUUUUCGCCGCCAAGGCUCACGUGAUAUUCGCCCUAUGAAUGGGAGGACAAAUUGUGAAUAUUUAUUUGAUGCAAUAUUUUGUAUAGUAAUUCGCUUUAGGUUAAAAGAAAUUGGUUGAAAUUUUCACUUGAUCGACUCCUGUUUGAAGUUGAAUUGUAAUCUACAUCGAUUACUUCCAGAUCAAUAAACUUUUCUCUGUUAGUUUUAUCUAAUGACAAUGGUAUAUGUAGAUCUUUAUGUGGUUUAUCAAUCUAAUUGUGAAAUAAAGGAUGUUACCCAUAUAAAAUGUGGUAAUAUCUCGGACAUAUUUAGAACAAAUAGUGCCAAAAGUUGUAAUAAAAAUGUUUCUAGUAGCUGCUGGAAGUCAGGUUUUCUCAAACAAAUUUUGAACAUAACUCUAUACAAGGCAAUUUCCACAGCAUAGUAACCAAUAAGGACCUCACAUGAUGGUAUCCAUGUAAAAUAAUAACUCAUUUAGAUCUCAAUGAACGAACUAAAAAAUCAUAUUUCCAGCUAUCCUAAUCCCUUUGAGAAAGUCAUGAUUGAUUUCGAUAAAAUGAGCUACUCCUGAGUAAGGCUUUAUCAAUUUUUGAUACUGGAUCCACACUGAUUUUAUCAUUUCGAGAAUAUGGCAUUGUGAAUAUACGUUUUCAGAUCUCUCAUAUUGCCUUUGAGCCAUUAUUAUACAAUAUACAGGCUAAAAAAAGUUGGCAAUAUUACGCUAGGCGUAGUCCUUCCCUGGAGAUAUGAAUGAUUUAAUUAUUUUACAUGGACACAAUAGUGUACAGUUUCGAUUGGUUACUAAGCUGUCAAAAUUUGGUUGAAUUAUGCAGUGUCACUUAAACGUUACUCAAGAAAAACGGAUUUCCAUUACCGUACUUUAGGAGCGUGUUUCGCGUAGGACAUUUUUUAAGUAAGAGCCAAACAUCGACUUAUAGUCCGUUACAGAAUGAGGAACUACUAAUUGAUUUAUGUUCAGGAUACUUUAGUUAUUUAUUUGUCUUUUAUUUUUCUUCUUUGAUUCUUUUUCUAAAACACUUGUUUAAUAAUGGGUGGAUCAAAAUACUCUGGGAAAAAAUUUCAACCAACUUCUGAGAUUUGUACAUAUAUAUAGUGAGCCGAACUCACACUAAAUGUUCAGUGGCAACUUGUCGAUAUAACGCUUGAAAUUGAUGGUGAGUUGAAUUUUUAAUAUCGUGUGGUAUCCUUUACCUUCUAAAUUCAUCAAAUUAGAAUUCUAGUCACAUCAUACUGUUGUUAUAAUAUACUCACAUUCCAAAUACCGAAAAAUGUCAUGCGUAAUGAGGCAGUUGUGUUUAUUUCAUUUCUCAAUACCCAAGGUGAUAGUACUCUGUUUUCAACCAGAUAUGAAUAAAUAACCAUUCGAGCUUGAAGCCAUUAUAGCGAAACCGCAAGUCUAUCAAAUUGAUGCAUAAUUGAAUAUCUAUAUAAGUUACAUAAUGUCGAAAUGCCGAAGAUUUUAAUUUCUUGACUAGGAAUUCAAAAGGAAUUUGAGUGCCUUGUUUUGCUUUUUUAACAUACGAGUAGUUACUGGAACAUACAGAUUUAUAUUCUAACUUUUAGGGAAUGAUUGCCAAAGGCUUCGGUCAUUAAGAUGUUGAGCUCUCAAGAAUAAUAAUAGAUGAAGAAAGCAGGUUUUCGUUUAUAAUGUAGAAUCUGAAUAGUGUCUUAGGACGAUGGAUUGGGCGUAAAAAAUACCUCAUGAUUUUAAAAUCAAAUGAAAUCAUCCAAUAUAUUAAUCUUAAUGUAUAUUGCAUUUUAGUCGAAUAAAAACGCACAUAUCUUAAGUCUCCGUUGACAUUUUACAAAUGUAUAGAUUAACUCAAUAUUACGGUCGUCCAGAUUUUACUGCACGUCAAAUAAGUUGCAAGAGAGUAACAUAACUCAUCGUAUGCCACUGUCUACUGCUAAAGCCGACCUCACCGUGCAUAGAGACAGCACCUAGAUCAGUGGUGUACAAUGCGUCAUGUUAUUCUUUUUCAGUUGGAUACUUGACUGUAUGAAACACGCUUUUGUCACUAUGUAAUUUUAGAGAAGACGGGUAUAAUAUUGUGUUAGACGGUACAUAUCUUUUCGUCCUUCAGCAAAUAGUUGCCUAAUGAGAAUUGAGGUUCUAGAAAGCAAUUGGAAAUGUAGAAUUUUGCAUAAAUAUUGAUUUUUGUAGACACCAUGCGACUACUAAUUCAAUUAAAUAAUAAUUAUAACAAAUUAGUAUAUAUAUUUACAGUGAUUGUCAGUUGUAUAUAUGAAUGAAAAUUAU